AUGUCAAAUGAACGUCGCAUCAAAUCCUUGAAGCUGCGACUGCGCAGUAUCAUGACGUCGUUCAACCUCAUCAAAACCUUUGUCGAUGACUACGACGAAGAGAACCACGCUCCCGAGGUGCCCGUUCGCCUAGAAAACCUCAUCGCGCUGUGGACCGACUUCAACAAGAUGCAAUGUGAGCUCGAGUCGCUGGAUGAAGCUUCCAUAGAACAGCAGCUGAAGCAAAGAACGGACAUCGAAUCACACUACUAUCGAGUGAAAGGAUUCUUGCUCUCCGUGAAUAAAAUGCCAUCCACACCGUGCGCACCGUCGUCAAGUUUAUCAAACGCUCUGAUCCCUUCGUCGACAUCGCACGUGCGAUUGCCGGACGUUAAACUUCCCAUGUUCAGUGGAAACCUAGAAAGCUGGCUCAACUUUCACGAUCUAUACCUUUCGCUAGUCCACUCGUCUCAAGAUCUGUCGAAUAUUCAGAAAUUCUAUUACCUCCGAUCGUCUCUUUCUGGUGAUGCUCUUAAGUUGAUCCAGACCAUACCACUUAGUGCCAAUAAUUAUCCCGUUGCCUGGAAUCUGCUGGUGGAGCAUUUUCAGAACCCUGCUAGACUGAAACAAUCAUAUGUAGAUGCUCUGUUCGAGUUCCCGUCAAUUAAGCGCGAAUCGGCGGUCGAGCUGCACUCGUUGGUAGAAAAGUUCGAGGCAAACGUGAAGAUUCUACAGCAACUAGGGGAGAAGACGGAGUUUUGGGACAUUCUAUUGGUUCGCAUGCUUAGCACACGCCUCGACCACACAACCAGGAGAGAUUGGGAAGAGCACUCGUCCACUCUUGAUGCGGUUUCUUUUCGCGAUUUGACUGCUUUUAUUCAGAGGAGAGUAACAGUGCUUCAAAAUAUGAACGGUAAAUUGUCUGAGGUCCCACCACCCGCGGUAAUCAAGAAGCAGCUUAACCAACGUCCACUCGCUAGCCAUGGGGCUAGUCAGUUCAGCGCCAGGAAGUGCAUCAUUUGUUCCGAUCAGCAUCCCCUAUAUCUAUGUACAGCGUUUUCAAAAUUGAGUGCCGAAGAAAAGGAGAAAGAAGUUCGUCGGCAUCAGCUAUGCCGGAAUUGCCUACGCAAGGGUCACAUGUGCAGGGAUUGUCCAUCUACCAGUACCUGCCGUAAGUGUAGAGGCCGACAUCAUACACAACUAUGUACCAACGAUACACCAAAUUGCCCGAAGAUAUCUGAUCCUCUCAGUUCGAAAUCGUCAAAUGAGCCACCUACCGUAUCUGUAUCAGCCAGCGAGAUGAAACCCAAAAGUUACGCUUCUGCUGGACGAACCAGUGUGCUACUAGCCACUGCAGCAGUCAUUGUAAUUGAUGACGCCGGAACACAUCACGUGGCCAGAGCUUUGCUUGACUCAGGUAGCGAGUGCUGCUUUGCUACUGAAUCGUUUGCUCAACUUAUCAAAGCGCAGCGCAAGAAAAUUUCCGUUCCGAUUGCUGGCAUCGGCCAUUCUGCAACGCAAGCACGGUACAUGUUUUCAUCAACAGUGCGAUCUAGACUCAGCGAUUACUCCACCACUGCCGAUUUUCUUGUGCUACCCAAGGUCACCGUUGAUCUACCUUCCACGUCAGUAGAUAUUUCGCAUUGGAAAAUCCCAUCUGGCGUGCACCUAGCCGACCCUUCUUUCUGUACAACAAAUCCGAUCGAUCUUAUUCUCGGUGCAGAGUUAUUCUUCGACUUAUUCAGAGUUUCCGGUCGAAUUACACUCGGAGACAACCGACCUGUUUUAGUAAAUUCUGUCUUUGGUUGGGUAGUGUCGGGUAGGGUCAAUUGCUGCUCGGCAUUAACUCCAAUAACCGCUAACGUUGCUUCAGUCACCGAUUUGCACCAGCUCAUGGAAAAUUUCUGGGUCAUCGAAGAAGGAGAUUCCUCCCCUUGCUACUCGGUGGAAGAAUCCGCCUGUGAAGACUACUUCCGACGGACAGUUACUCGCUCACCAGAAGGACGAUACAUCGUUCGCUUACCAUUCAAGAAGGCUGCACUCGCUAUCCUAGGCGACAACCGUCGCACCGCUGUUCGUCGCUUCCGACUGCUCGAAACUCGCUUGCAUCGAGAUCGCAACCUGGCUCAACAAUACUGUAGCUUCAUGAAAGAAUAUCAUGACCAAGGACACAUGCAACGCUUAGCACACUUCGAAGAUUCCACAAUUCCACUGUAUCAUCUUCCUCACCACGCAGUCAUUCGUGAAGAAAGUACGACGACCAAAGUGCGAGUCGUAUUCGAUGCCUCAUGUAAAACCAGCAGUGGAAAAUCCUUAAACGACGCCCUUUUAGUAGGUCCAAUUGUCCAGGACGAUUUGAGGUCGAUCAUCAUGCGGUCCCGAAUUCAUCCCGUAAUGCUGAUUGCCGAUAUUAAACAGAUGUAUCGCCAAAUUCUAGUUGAUGAACGAGACACCUCUGUACAGCGCAUUGUUUGGAGAGCCUCCCCGGACGACUCAUUGGACACGUUUGAAUUGAAGACCGUCACUUACGGCACCGCAUCAGCGCCGUAUCUUGCAACUAGGGUGCUGCAACAACUUGCCGACGAUGAACAAGAUACGUUUCCUGAAGCAGCAGAUGUCUUGCGCAAAGAUUUCUACGUAGACGACCUCAUUUCUGGCAGAAGCACCGUAGCUGAAGCCAUCAAAUUGCGCAAUCAGUUGGACUCACUGUUAGCUAAGGGCGGUUUUGAGCUGCGUAAAUGGGCCUCUAAUGAACCAACUGUGUUGGAGGAUAUUCCCGAAGAAAAUCGAGCCCUGCAGCAGUCGGUAGACUUGGAUCGAGACCAAUGUCUUAAAACUCUCGGUCUUCAUUGGGAACCUUCUACCGAUGUUUUAAGGUACAAGAUAAAAAUUCCUCUACCCGAAACGAACGCAUCACUUACCAAACGUAUGGCGCUAUCAUACAUCGCACAACUAUUCGACCCGCUCGGUUUAGUAGGACCCGUCGUAACAACUGCUAAACUAUUUAUGCAGAUGUUGUGGACCUUGAAGAAUCGCGAUGGAACCAUCUGGAGUUGGGACGAAGAGCUACCAGUAGCAAUCCAAGAACGUUGGUACAAUUAUCACACACAACUACCACUGUUGAAUCAGCUCAGGAUUGAACGAUUUGCUAUGUGCCUAAAUCCAUCAACAGUGCAACUGCAUUUCUUUUCGGACGCAUCGGAACAAGCAUAUGGUGCUUGUGCAUACUUACGAUCGGAAGACUCAAACGGGAAUGUCAAAGUAGCUCUCUUGACUGCCAAAUCCAAAGUAGCUCCACUUAAAAAACAGACCAUCCCUCGCCUGGAACUCUGUGGCGCACUGCUAGCAUCGCAACUCUACCAGAAAAUAAUCAAAUCACUUUCAUUAGAACCCGAAGCGUUCUUUUGGGUUGAUUCAAUGACUGUCAUCAGUUGGUUAAGGGCCGCGCCUUCUACAUGGACCACAUUCGUUGCGAACAGAGUUUCCAAAAUUCAGCUCGCUACCAUAAAUUGCACCUGGAGUCACGUUGCAGGAUACCAAAACCCAGCAGACUACAUUUCACGUGGAACAACUGCCGAGUUCCUAAUCAACAGCGAACAAUGGUGGCAUGGCCCACUAUGGAUAAAUUUCGACAGAAUCGAGUGGCCUCAGCUAGAAAUUAUUCCAUCGCAAGCCAGUAUGAGCGAGGCGCGCAAACCACUCACAACGAACGUAACAGCAACAGCAGAAAAUUCAUUCAUCGACACAUACGUUAGCAGAUUUUCUAACUACCAGUGCAUGUUACGAGUGACCGCCUACUGUAAACGAUUUCUACAAAACAGCCGUCCUAAAAAUUCACAUCGACCAAUUUCGCACAUCGUCACAGCUGAGGAAUUGAAUGAAGCAGAAAUUACUCUCAUCAGAUUGGUCCAGCAGCAAACUUUCAACUCGGAAUGGAAGGCUCUCGAAAAACAACAUUCUAUCUCAACCAGAUCUCGAAUCAAGUGGUUCACCCCGUUUCUCAGUACAGACCGCCUCAUUAGGGUUGGCGGACGAUUGGCUCGUUCACAACAAACGUAUGACAACAAGCAUCAAAUCAUCCUACCGUCUUCACACCAGCUGGUCGUCUUACUCAUUCGACACUAUCACGAAAAACACCUUCACGCUGCCCCACAGUUGCUUCUCGGCCUACUUCGACUUCGCUACUGGAUCACGGGGGCCAGAAACCUGGCUAGAAAAAUUGUCAACAAAUGUACAGUUUGCUUCCGAGCUCGUCCAAAUCGAAUCGAGCAGUUUAUGUCGGAACUUCCAGCCGCACGAGUUACUGCAGCAAGGCCCUUCACAACAACUGGCAUCGAUUACUGGGGACCCAUCUACAUCCAGCCACCGCAUCGACGAUCUGCACCACGAAAGGCUUAUGUUGCAUUAUUUGUUUGCUUCUGCACGAAAGCUGUACAUCUUGAGUUGGUGGCGGACCUGACCACAACGAAAUUUUUGCAAGCUCUUCGACGUUUCGUUUCACGGAGAGGGUUGUGUGCGGAUAUCCAUAGCGACAACGGGCGAAAUUUCAUCGGAGCUGCGAAUGAACUACGUCAACUGAUACGAAGCAAGGAGCAUCGUGAGCUGAUUGCGCAAGAAUGUGCACAAAACGGCAUUCGCUGGCACUUUAAUCCACCCAAGGCAUCACAUUUCGGGGGCCUGUGGGAGGCCGCUAUCCAGUCAGCACAAAAACACUUUAUCCGUGUACUUGGAACCCACACUCUUCCCUACGACGAUAUGGAAACGUUGCUUUCUCAAAUUGAAAGCUGCUUAAACUCCAGACCGCUUGUACCUAUGAGCGACGACCCAACGGAUUUUGAGCCGCUAACACCCGGGCAUUUUCUCGUUGGAUCUGCUCUGAAAGCUGUACCUGAUGUCGACUACACUACAAUACCGUUCAGCCGGCUGCGAAAGUGGCAGCAAACACAACACAUGUUUCAACACAUAUGGAAACGUUGGCAUCGCGAAUAUUUAGCCACACUGCAGCCCCGGUCAAAAUGGUGCAACCCGCCAGUGCAAUUGGCAAGGAAUCAACUGGUAAUCCUUCGAGAUGACAACCUUCCUCCUAUGCAGUGGCCAACAGCCAGGAUUGACUCGUUGCAUCCGGGACCAGACGGAGUAGUUCGAGUCGUGACUGUACAAACACCCACCGGUCGCUACACUCGACCCGUAGCGAAAAUUUGUUUGCUACCAAUAUCCUCCGCAUCCAAACUGCAAGUGUCAACCAACGAAGACAGCGACACCGAAAAUUAGCAGCCAGAUAUCCACUGAUUUCCUGCUAGCACCAAAAUCAAACAAUACAACGCCCUUUUCUAUAAGGGACAAGAUUGCGAAAAUAAUGCUGCUGUAUGCUGACGUUUUCAACUCCAACCAAAUGUCAACAAUCGUCGAAGCUGCCGUGAGGGACAAACCAUCUGCAUCACUUAGGCGAUGAAUCGAUCACCUGCUUGCUCGAGUUUGCUGUCAAAAAUGUGAUUUCUGAA
This is a messenger RNA of Topomyia yanbarensis, 5480 nucleotides long. RefSeq lists its product as uncharacterized. Gene Ontology annotation, molecular function: zinc ion binding; nucleic acid binding. The transcript has 2 exons. Gene Ontology annotation, biological process: DNA integration. The coding region runs from base 1 to 5250 and encodes 1749 amino acids. The record is from RefSeq and is a predicted model, not a curated record. NCBI's taxonomy places the organism in Eukaryota, Metazoa, Arthropoda, Insecta, Diptera, Culicidae.